This is a messenger RNA of Paraglomus occultum, 147 nucleotides long. The record is from the annotation of a GenBank genome assembly. Lineage: Eukaryota; Fungi; Glomeromycota; Glomeromycetes; Paraglomerales; Paraglomeraceae.
CAUAAUAAUAAAAAUGUGCUGGCAAUGAGCCAGCUCCAUGCAGAAAUAUUACCAUCGAACCGGACACCUCAACCCUAUUACAAGAGCCAACUAGAGUUCAAGCAAAUACCUCAUCCAACCAGUCACUUGAGGAGACAGAUAUCUUGA